AUGUCACAUCGAGUAGUUCGAUCAACCAUGACUGAGAGAGAACUAGACUCACAUUUGCACCACAAAGCAGGUUUCAUACAUGCCCUCGGCAAUGCAGCAGAUGUAGCAUCGCUCCCAUAUGUGCUGUCGUACAUAUCCCAUAGUGAAACCCCAUCAUUAUUGAAGCGCAGCGCAGUUCGAGCUUUGCGAGACUAUCAUACAGAAGAGGCAGCCAAUCACAUUCUGUCAGUUGCUCUUUCUGACCCAGAGUCGCAUGUACGUCAUGCAGCAUGUAUACAAUACUGGAUGCAUUCCCAUGCAGUUGAUGUGCAGGAAAUACGGAAUAUAGUCAAUCUUGGAUAUCGUAAUACAAGUCUACAUAAACAAGCCGAAAAAAUACUUCAUCGUAAAAAACGAGAUACUGGCUUAUUUAAAUUAAUUGACAUCACUAUCAAACUACCUGGCAUGGAUUGGAGAAAGCAAAUCGGAACAGACAAUGUUGGUGCAAAAUUCGGUUUAAUCAUCAAAAACAUAAUAGACUUACAAGUAGAACUUUUGCGUGGACAUUUUCUCGUUGACAUCCAUGAUGAGAUCUAUGCCCAGGGAGUUUUCAAAUUUCUUGGAUACGACAUGCAGUUCAUCAAGGCGAGGGUGUGUUUUCACGGAGAGGUGAAGUAUGGAUUAAAUAUAUUCCAGGUCAAUUUAAAGUUAUUUUGAAGAUAUUCAAAUUGACAUCAAAAGAGAUGUUCUAGAAUUUUAUAACUCCAUAUCUGAUGCUAUUGAAGUUUCACUACCAUGGGCUGCGAAACAAAUAGAACUUGCUCUAGGCAAUGCUGCUGGAAGUGUUAAAGACCUGCUGAGGUCCCCCAAGACAGCAAUUGUUUCUGUUCAGAAAGCAGU
This is a messenger RNA of Owenia fusiformis, 879 nucleotides long. NCBI's taxonomy places the organism in Eukaryota, Metazoa, Annelida, Polychaeta, Sabellida, Oweniidae. The record is from the annotation of a GenBank genome assembly.